UUUUCUAACAAUAAUCUUCUAAAUCAUUCUAGCCAGUGACAAGGUCGCUCUUCUUAUCGGCAACCAGCAUUACACUGCAGAAUUCCACGAGGCUCUUCAAGGAGGGGGCUUACUGCAACAUACUAUCGCCGAUACAAAGACCUUGGGUUCCUUACUUCAUCGUGAUGAUAUGGGCUAUAAUGUUUUAUCGCUUGGUAACCUGACACGAAACGAGAUGGUCAGAGGUAUCGGCGAGUACAUGAACUUGCUGAGCGAGGACUGCUAUGCAUUCUUCUAUUAUGCCGGACAUGGCUUCGAACUAAAUGGCAAGCAUUAUCUACUACCAGUGGAUGCCCCAGCCGACUGGAAACAGGAGGACGCAAUCUGUGUACAGUGGAUGCUUGAACUGCUCUGGAAGGCAAAACCGAAAAUGACUGUUAUGAUACUCGACAUGUGUAGAGUCAGGUACGUAGGUGUGCGUUAGGGGUGGGAAAAUAUCGGAUCACGGGACCAUUGGUCCCAGAAAAUAUUUCCCCCCCAAAAAAGCAAAAGUAAUAAUUUAGAUAAAAGGGGAAAUUCAGAAGGAAAAUUCUAACAAUGCAAUAGAAAGAAUGUUACUGUACUUGUAGGUAUGACCUCAGAAAUGCAAUCAUAAGGUGUAUAAAUGUAUUAGACUAUAGAAUGAUGUAAUAAAUUUUGUAUCGCAAAUGCAUUUUUAGACAAAUUGGGGCACCUGAUUUUCAAAAUUUUCUGGAGGAGCAUGGAUCCCCCCCCCCCGAUAGUGACCCCUAGUAGCGUCCUUUUUUGUCAUCUGUAUUUACCUUAGGAUCCGACCCUUGAUGCAUGUUAUCGAAAUUAGUUUUAUGUUAUACUACGAAAAGUAUAAUUAAGAUUCUCAGUGCACUGAAAUACAUUUUUUUCUGUAUGACAUCCAGUUUGACAACUUGUCAACGAAAUCCAACACCACAGCUAGAAAGAGCAUCUUAGAAUGAGUAAAACUGCAAAGUUUGGUUGUGAAAUGUUGUAAAAUGAAGUAAAUAUAGCCCUGUGAAGUUCGCAAAUUUUGUAUAUACAGUAUUUGUAUUACGCGCGGGAUACGUUCGGCUCAAAAAUGGUAUUUCCCCCGCGCGUCCUAUAUACAAAAUUUGCGAACUUCACAGGGUUAUAUUUUCUUCAUUUUACAACAUUUCGCCACCAAACUUUGCAAUUUUAUUGAUUUUAAGAUGCUCUUUCCAGCUAUGGUAAUGGUUUCGUUCUUCUUGCCUAGAUCAAAAUUUAGUCUAUACCUGAAAUCAUUCAUUGUGAUUACUUUCUUAACUGUGUUUAUCCUAACCCACCCUGUCAACAUUCCCUGUGGGAGGAAACCGGAGCACCCAAAGAAAACUCACGACUUUCGACAGAGCGUUGACCGACUCUUUUCACAUGAGUCCGUAGUGAAUAAUUUUUUAAAAUUAAAAUAUUUUUAAAUUAAAAUAUUUUUCCACAAGUGAAACACAUCCAUAGAUGGGUGAGAUCAUCAACUCUACAUACUGAAAUAUUCAAUAUUUUUGUUUUGUCUGCAGGCCAACAGGAAAAGCUAACUUUCAAGAAUUUGAUUUUCCUACGGAUCUUCCAAAGAUUGUAUUUGGAUUUGCAAC
Paramuricea clavata is the source of this 1616-nucleotide messenger RNA. The record is from the annotation of a GenBank genome assembly. NCBI's taxonomy places the organism in Eukaryota, Metazoa, Cnidaria, Anthozoa, Malacalcyonacea, Plexauridae.